AUGUCCAUGUACGAAUCAAUGUCCCUGACUAGUGGCUCGCCCGCUAGUCUGACGGUCGAUUUUGUAGACCUGACGAGUAGUGUAAAGCCGGACAAUUCGAGAUCCAUGCGGCGCGAAGACAGCUCCACUGAUCCCCAGCCCUCCAGUCUCUUUCCCAAUCCCCGUUCUCCGAGCAUGGUGGGUCUCUGUUCUUCAAUCUGA
Messenger RNA from Neurospora tetrasperma FGSC 2508, 201 nucleotides. RefSeq lists its product as uncharacterized. The record is from RefSeq and is a predicted model, not a curated record. The transcript is spliced from 2 exons. NCBI's taxonomy places the organism in Eukaryota, Fungi, Ascomycota, Sordariomycetes, Sordariales, Sordariaceae. The coding region runs from base 1 to 201 and encodes 66 amino acids.